Messenger RNA from Oncorhynchus nerka (sockeye salmon), 3214 nucleotides. Its product is annotated as meteorin-like protein. The coding region runs from base 1520 to 2416 and encodes 298 amino acids. Gene Ontology annotation, molecular function: hormone activity. The transcript has 5 exons. NCBI's taxonomy places the organism in Eukaryota, Metazoa, Chordata, Actinopteri, Salmoniformes, Salmonidae. The record is from RefSeq and is a predicted model, not a curated record. Gene Ontology annotation, biological process: positive regulation of brown fat cell differentiation; energy homeostasis.
GAUUGAUGAACUACUACUGCUACAUUUAGGACUCAGAUUACAGCCUUUGAGCAGCUCUAGUCUUCAGGCAUCUCUGACUUUAGUUAGUGUGUUUAUAGAGUGUUUAUAGUGUGCUAUGUGUUUAUAAGGUAGCCUAGUGGUUAGAGCGUUGGACUAGUAACUGAAAGGUUGCAAGAUCAAAUCCCUGAGCUGACAAGGUAAAAAUAUGUUGUUCUGCCCCUAAACAAGUCAGUUAACUGACUGUUCCCCGGUAGGCUGUCAUUGUAAAUAAGAAUUUGUUCUUCAACUGACUUGCCAAGUUAAAUAAAUGAUAAAUCAAAUAAAAAUGGUGUUAUAUUUAUGUUAAAAUGUGUUUAUAGCCAUAAUAGAUCACAGACUAUAUAUUUAUUAUACAUGGUUAAAACCUUUCUAUAGAGUUAGAGAUAAUAAAAUAUAAUUGUGUGUGUGUGUGUGUGUGUGUGUGUGUGUGUGUGUGGAGGUACAUGUUGAUAUUUCUCUAAAUGUGUUACAUUUCUGAAGCUGUCAGGGGGAGGGAAUGUGACAAGUCGGUUACACGGUUGACGUUCUGACUGUUUUCUCACGGGAAAAGCGCCCCAGAACCAAGGGGGCGUUUAGUGUGACUAGCUGUCGGGUCAGAACAGAUGGAGAGCACAGGAAUCUGCUUCGCUCAUUGGUUUCCAGAAUAUAGACUUCGGGGCCCUCCAAUCUAGUCCUAUGUCUAUUACUAAUAGGCUAUUUAGUAUACAAACAAAUAAAGCAAACGCUUCUUACACGUAUGAGCUAUAUUAUCUCAAAACCGUUUAAUUAAGAUACACAUUGUAGGCAAUUACACAUGAGUUUAUUGAUCUGUAUUACUCUAAUAUAUCGGUGCAAGUGGUUACUGUUUCUCACCCGCGGGGGCUGUGUGAAGUUGUUUUGAAUUUGUGCGUGUGCAUAUUUGUGUGUGAGUGAGUGGAUAUGUACUGCUCUGCAACACGACGCUGAUGUAGGCUAUCUUCAGACCUGCGCGUGCUGCCGUACUAAUAUUUAUAAGAGCUAUCGGGAUGUGGCGCCAAGAACAUCCGUGCAUGUCCACGUUAAGACGCACACACACACACACACACACACACUGAGCGAGAGACCGAGAAGUUCGUCCGCUCGGGGCGUGGUUUGGAGCGUGUCACUCAAGCGGAGGAGUCAGCUGCUGGCACGAGUCUGGGCGGGGUGACGUGUGCGGAGCUGGAGCCCAGGCAGCAGCAGAAGUUCGUUAUUAAUGUCAGGACUUCCUCCUGUCUGUUAGUCACCAGUCUACUGCCGGAGGCUCCCAACGGUUUUACACGGAUAUUCCAUCCUGUCGAAAUGAAACGGAACUUUUACGGUACAAAACAGAACUCUUGAUUCUGGUGGAUCCGUAACCUUCUUUCCAGAGACCAAGAUGUGAAUAAAUAGUCAUUUGCAGGAUUUAUUGGUGGAAUUUUGUGGUUACUGAAAGGCGGGACGUGGUCUGACCAUACUGGGGCGGAGGAGCGGUUGGUCAACCAUGCAGUGGCCAGGUUUAGCGCACUGGGUAGCGGCUGUGUUUCUCUGUAGGGUCGCCUCGGCGCAGUACACCAGCGACCAGUGCAGCUGGAGAGGAAGUGGUCUGACCCAUGAGUCUCACUCCCGUGAUGUGGAGCAGGUAUACCUGCGUUGCUCCCAGGGCAGUCUAGAGUGGCUCUAUCCUACUGGGGCCCUCAUCGUCAACCUGCGGCCCAACACGGAGCCCACGUCUGGGGCUUCCCACGGCCUGCACGCCUGCAUCAAGCCCCAGACAGACUCCCGCGGAUCACACCUCUACCUGGAGAGAGCUGGACAGCUCCGCCUGCUGAUGUCUGAGACAGAACAGGCGCAUGGCAGGGUGCAGUGUUUCUCCCUGACAGAGGGGGCGCUGUUCAUAGAGGCAGUGGGCCAGCAGGACAUCAGCAAGAGGAUCACAGUGUUUCAGUAUGAACUGGUGGCCAGCCACGGACCUGGAGCUCAUCUGUACCCACACCUCAACACUGGCACUGCCUCCUGUACACCCUGCACAGAUGACCAGAUCCUGAUGGCGGUAUGCACCAGCGACUUUGCGGGUCGUGGCAGUGUCCGUGGCGUUGACACGCCCUCGUCAUCAGACCACUCCUCCGUUGCCGUGACGCUAAGCCGCCUGUUCCAUCAGAAGAGCGGAGUGUUCUCUUGGGACGGAGCCAGAGGAAAGGGGUGGUCCGGACGUCUGAACACGCCCCUGCGGUGCCGGCUGCAGCCGAGGGAGAAGGGGGAGUUCCUGUUCACGGGGGCAGUGCGGUUCGGAGAGGCGUGGCUUGGCUGCUCCCCGCACUACCAUCACUUUCUGAGGCUCUACCGGACCGCCCUGGAGACAGGAAGUAACCCCUGUCACAUGAACAUGGACACAGACUGAGGCACGCCCCUUCCGCCCAGGUGACAACCAAUCAGGGAACAAGAUUGGGAAACAAACUCAGCGAAUCAGGGACAUAUCAGAGAGAGGGCUGGGUCGCUGGCUGGACUGACAGGGCCCUGAUCCAAUCAGAGGAGGGAGGUCGUAAAGGGGCGAAAUCUUUGAUAUGCCUGAGAGGUGAUUGGACGUGGUCCCAAGCCCUGCUAACCGAUUGGCUGAAGCUCUUACAGUUGCCUAGCAGCAAGGAUAGUUGGCCUGUGUCUGAACAGUUCUAAAGCCAUCUGUCAUCAUAGAAUGUCUUAAGACGCUGGUGUGUCUGUGUGUGUGUCUGUGUGUGUGUGUGUGUGUCUGUCUGUGUGUGUGUGUGUGUGUUGGAAAUAGAUGUAAAUAUGAUCAUUGUUGUAAUGAAAGUUUGUUUCGUGAAAAGCUUUAUGUUUACAGUUUAGAGGUUGUCUUCUGACCGAAGUGUAUAGUGGGUUCCUGCACAGCGUGUGUGUCUUAGUGUGUGUCUUAGCAUGCUCUUGUGUGUCUUAGCGUGUUCGUGUGUGUCUUAGCGUACUCUUGUGUGUGUUUGUGUGUGUGCGCUAGGGAGUGUGUGAACGUGUAUGUACUAGCCCGUGAAUGUGUGUGUGCGCUAGCGUGUGUGGUUCUGCACUAGCUUGUGUGAAGGUGUGUGUGUGUGAACUUGUGUGUGUGUGAACGUGUGUGUGUGAACGUGUGUGUGUGCGACUGUGUUAAAGUACAAUAGCACUCUGGCUCUCUGUUCUAGGGAAUAAACUAUAUUCCUGGAACAAGUCUUUA